AGAUCAGGCCUUUGUGACACUGACCACAAACGAUGCCUACGCCAAAGGUGCUCUGGUCCUGGGCUCGUCUCUGAAACAGCACAGGACCACCAGGAGGCUGGCUGUGCUCACCACCCCGCAGGUCUCAGACUCCAUGAGGAAAGUUUUAGAGACAGUCUUUGAUGAAAUCAUCAUGGUGGACGUCUUGGACAGUGGCGAUUCUGCUCAUUUAACCUUGAUGAAGAGGCCUGAGUUGGGUGUCACAUUGACGAAACUCCACUGCUGGUCACUAACACAGUACUCAAAAUGUGUAUUCAUGGAUGCGGAUACGCUGGUCCUAGCAAAUAUUGAUGAUCUUUUUGAGAGAGAAGAAUUGUCAGCAGCACCAGACCCAGGGUGGCCCGACUGCUUCAAUUCCGGAGUCUUCGUGUUUCAGCCUUCUAUUGAAACAUAUAAUCAGCUGUUGCAGCUUGCUUCUGAGCAAGGGAGUUUUGAUGGCGGGGACCAGGGCUUACUGAACACGUUUUUUAGCAGCUGGGCGACAACAGAUAUCAGAAAACACCUGCCAUUUAUUUAUAACCUAAGCAGCAUUUCUAUAUACUCCUACCUCCCAGCAUUUAAAGCGUUUGGUGCAGGUGCCAAAGUUGUGCAUUUCCUGGGACGAGUCAAACCAUGGAAUUAUACGUAUGAUCCCAAAACAAAAAGUGUCAAAAGUGAGCCCCGUGACCCCACCGUGACUCAUCCAGAGUUUCUCAACCUGUGGUGGGACAUCUUCACCACCAGUGUUUUACCUCUGCUUCAGCAAUAUGGCCUUGUCAAAGACGCCUGCUCAUACCUAAAUGUGCUUUCAGACUUGGUCUAUACACUGGCUUUCUCUUGUGGCUUCUGUAGAAAGGAAGGUGUCUCAGGAGCCAUAGCACACCUGUCCCUCGGGGAGCUUCCAGCUACGGCACAGCCUUUUGUAUCCUCAGAAGAACGGAAGGAACGGUGGGAACAGGGCCAGGCUGAUUAUAUGGGAGCAGAUUCCUUUGACAACAUCAAGAGGAAACUUGACACUUACCUCCAGUAGGAACACUGCCAUUUUCCUGUGGACACAUCUACUUCACAGGCAUUUGUUUCUGAUACUUAGUAUCUAGAACUGGGUUGAGAAGUCUGUUACAGUUGCUAGAGGCUUUCACUAAAACUCACCAGAUGAGGGGUUUUUGCAGAACAGGGGAAAACUGGGCAAAAGGUGUUAAAUAGCAGUUUUGUUACAUGGAAAGUGUUCUGCUCUUUAACCCUAGACUUAUUUAGCUCGUGAUUCAGAAAUUCUCAGUUAUGCUGAUUGCCAACAUACGUGGAAAAGGAAAGUCAGUAUUAAGCUGUUAAAAGAUGGCUAUAUCAGCUCUUAAAGUGUGCACAGCCAGGCUUCACACUGGUCUCUCCCUUGAGAACAGGACAUGGCCCCCGUCCCUUGCUUGCUCUUGUACCAACCAUUCACUAGAUCUGCAUUUUAGAAUUGCCCAGUGCUGCCAGAGUGAUAAUUCUGCUUUCAAGUAAAAACAGCCUACAGUAACACUGUUGAGUGAUUCAUAAACAUACCAACAAAUGGCGUUAACUCACUUUAUUUCUUAGUGUCUGAAGAUAGUCACCAGUUUUCUAUGUACAGUUAAGGCAGCAUGCUAAAAUGCUUUUGUUCAGUUCUGUAUAUUUGAAAAUAGUGGUAUGUUCUCUGAUGGUUACCUGCAGUGGCACCCUGUAUGAAAAAUAAAGACUUACUGCCAUA
Molecule: messenger RNA, 1744 nt
Organism: Carlito syrichta (Philippine tarsier)
Lineage: Eukaryota; Metazoa; Chordata; Mammalia; Primates; Tarsiidae
Gene: GYG1
Product: glycogenin 1
Exons: 7
Coding region: 134-1048 (304 amino acids)
Cellular component (GO): cytoplasm
Molecular function (GO): glycosyltransferase activity
Source: RefSeq, a predicted model, not a curated record